Messenger RNA from Aegilops tauschii subsp. strangulata, 498 nucleotides. The record is from RefSeq and is a predicted model, not a curated record. Lineage: Eukaryota; Viridiplantae; Streptophyta; Magnoliopsida; Poales; Poaceae.
GAAAUCUAUGCGUUGAUGCAAGUAUAUAACAAGCCCCCUCCCUCCUGUACAUCCAGCUAUCAUACAGUUCAUCUUGAAGGUCUUAAUCUGUCAUACAAUCCUCUUAGUCUUCAGAUAAGAAAUUUCAUGGAUCUCUCCAUGAAAGUCUUUGUGGUCGUCCUCCUGCUUCUUGUGGCCACUGAGGACCAGGGACCAGUGCAAGUAGCUUUGGCGAGGGACUGCAAGUCACAGAGCUACAAGUUCAAGGGGAUGUGCGUGCGCGAUGACAAUUGUGCAAGUGUUUGCCUGACCGAGGGUUUCCCCAGAGGCAAGUGCAAGGGCUUUGCAUGUUCCUGCCACAAGGAUUGCUAGAUGGCCCUGAUUUGUCUAUUGCAUACAUGCUUUUGUGUAAUAACUACUGAAUAAAUAAUAGUAGAUCUAUAUCUAUGUAUGUGUGUAUGCAAGCAUAUGCAUUUGUGACUGAUGCUCGUCUGAGAUUCAUGAACGGUUACAAGUAAA